This is a messenger RNA of Oldenlandia corymbosa var. corymbosa, 1340 nucleotides long. Lineage: Eukaryota; Viridiplantae; Streptophyta; Magnoliopsida; Gentianales; Rubiaceae. The record is from the annotation of a GenBank genome assembly.
AUGUUAUUUGCUUUUGUGGUCUUCGCGAUCGUUUUCAUGGAGAGCCUUUUUUCUAGUGUUUCUUUUCGAUCAGUUGAAAGUGAAACUCAAAUCAAACGUACCGCUCAUCAAGGGUUGAAGAUUAUAGAUGAGGAAGUGCAACAGGUUGUGCUAAAGGAGGAGUCAUUCCCCAAGCGGGUCGAAGAAGCCGAUUAUGGAACCAGAAAUACGGAUAGCAAUGCAACGGUACUGGAACGGAAAGUCAGCCUGUUGAAAAAGAAAAAACUGAGCAAACGCAAGUUGAACACGCUUACGACGAGCCAAAAGGCAGGGGAAUUUGAUUCCAGGGUGGAUGCAUUUCUGCACAAUCGGGGUCUUCGGUGUCAGAUUCAGAUCUUUUUGACUUGGAUAUCUCCCGCAAAGUCAUUCCAGGGCCGGCAGUUUUUAGUAUUGGAUAGCCUGUUCAAAAACAACCCCAAUGCGUGUUUGGUUAUUCUGUCAAAAGAACUCGAUUCAGGGCCUGGACGCCUUAUUUUGAAACCUUUACUCGAUCAUGGCUACAGGGUUGCUGCAUUUGAUCCUGAUUUGAAGUCUCUGUUCAAAAACACCCCGGCAGAGGCCUGGCUAAAGGAUAUUCAGGGUGGACACAAGGACGCUGGCGGGAUUCCGUUGGCUCAGAACCUAUCCAACUUGAUGAGGCUGGCAGCGCUUUACAAGUAUGGCGGCGUUUACCUGGAUACUGAUUUCAUAGUUUUGAGGGAUUUAUCCGGGUUGAGGAACACGAUAGGAGCUCAAAGCAUGGACAGGAAUGGAAAGUGGACGAGGUUAAAUAACGCGGUCCUGAUUUUUGACAAGAACCAUCCUCUGUUGUAUGAAUUCAUGAAGGAAUUUCAGCGUAAUUUUGAUGGAAGUAAAUGGGGUUACAAUGGACCAUACUUGGUUUCCAGAGUCAUUGAGAGAGUAACGAAGCAAAAGAGAUACAAUUUCACUGUCUUGCCUCCAAAAGCUUUCUACCCUGUUGAUUGGACUAGGAUUGACGGAUUCUUCAAGCGACCAAAUGAUCCUGGGUUCGUCAAAUGGGCAGAGGCCAAGCUCCUUCGGCUCAAAAAGGGGAAUGAAACGUAUGGAAUUCACCUGUGGAAUAGACAAACUGGCAGGAUGAAAAUUGAGAAAGGGAGUAUCAUGUCCGAAUUGAUUUCUCAUCAUUGCAUCAUCUGCCCAAAGCACUAAUACUUGCUAGAAGCUUAGAACUAGAAGAUAUCUUUAUAAAUUCUAAGUCUUGAUGAGAAGUGAAUUAGUCGUGUUAGUGUUUUGCUUUUGUAUUGGGUUCACAAGAAAUAUAUCUAAUACUGUAUAGCAAG